Messenger RNA from Capronia epimyces CBS 606.96, 1419 nucleotides. RefSeq lists its product as uncharacterized. NCBI's taxonomy places the organism in Eukaryota, Fungi, Ascomycota, Eurotiomycetes, Chaetothyriales, Herpotrichiellaceae. The record is from RefSeq and is a predicted model, not a curated record. The transcript has a single exon. The coding region runs from base 1 to 1419 and encodes 472 amino acids.
AUGGUGCGCGCCUUCAGAACAAUAGUCGCCGUCGUGGCCCCGUUGUUUGUCCUCGCCUUCUUGCUCUCUCACGCAACUCGACAUCGCGGCGAGGGUGUCCCGCAGCCGCAGCCGGACGCGGAACCUCAGCCUCAGCCCCAGACCGACGACAUUGUCCUUACCGAACAAACCAAGGGCCUCUCUACCACGGGCACCACCAACGUCGAUGUGCUGCCCCCAUCUCAUCUGCUCACCAUCGACGACGAUGGGCAGCCUGUGAUCGACCAGACGGCGUAUCGCGUCAUUCACUCCAACUCGACGGCCAGCGGCGACUACUUUACCAUCUUUCUCGGCGGGAGUAUUGGUUACAAUCCCACCAUCAUUCCUCAUCCGACCAAAUUCGACGCGUGGAUUGUCCUCGUCCAGAAGGUGACCAGCAAGGCCCCCGAGGACUAUUCGUCUCAGUUGAUGUGCAGCGCGGGCUUCAUGAACGACGUCCUCAACUGCAUGGCCGAGCCGACGGCCUUGUCCCUGGAGGCCAGCAAGGGCAGUUGCGAGGAAGACUUGGCUCAUUACAAUUUCGAACACGGCCCUCGAGAUGCCCGGGUGUUCUACGGGCCCGUGGCCCCCUACAUCCUGUAUGGAUCCCAUUCCGCCUACACCUGUCUGGGCAUGUGGCUGCAAGACUUCCGCAUGCUGGUGGAUGACUAUCGCAUCGAGGCCGUGCUCGCCAAAGACUUCACCAAGCCGACGGAGCUGCAGCGUCCCCCGCCGUUCAAGGGCGUGGAAAAGAACUUUUUCGUCUUCUGGGACGCGGCGGGCGAAAUCUACGUGCACAGCGACCUGGUGCCCAAGCGGGUGUUUGCAAAGCUGGCUCUCGACGGUUCGAUUGGGCCCGACCUCGCGCCGCUCGCCGCCGGCACCGACGACCGGUGUCUGGCGCGAUACAUGCCGGCCGCGGUGCUGGACAAGGCGGCCAUCCAGCAAUCGACCAACUCGCUGGCCAUCACGCUCUGCCGACGGGCCGACCCCAAAUGCAAGCCGACGGACCAAAACACCUUCGUGCUGACCCUCUUCCACUACAAGACGGCGUUUGACGGCCAUAGCAUCUACGAGCCGUACGUCAUGCUCUUCCAGCAAUCGGCGCCGUUUGCGGUGCACGCCAUCUCCACCAAGCCGCUCUGGAUCUCGGGCCGGUCCAAGUUCUCCAAGUUCAGCGGCAACGUGAAUUGGAACGACCGCGACGAUCUGCCCGAGAACCACUCGGAGAUGUUCUUCGUCCGGAGUCUCACCUGGCGAGCCCACGGUCAAAAAUACCACGGGUACCUGGACGAUAUUCUGUUCCUGGCUUUUGGCAUUGAGGAGUCGAGGUCUGGUGCUAUCGAUGUCGUGGCCAGCGACUUAUUACAGGAUCUGGGUGCAUGUGCAGACAUCAAGUAA